Molecule: messenger RNA, 1461 nt
Organism: Pseudomassariella vexata
Lineage: Eukaryota; Fungi; Ascomycota; Sordariomycetes; Amphisphaeriales; Pseudomassariaceae
Product: putative zinc metalloprotease
Exons: 1
Coding region: 1-1461 (486 amino acids)
Biological process (GO): proteolysis
Molecular function (GO): protein binding; metalloexopeptidase activity
Source: RefSeq, a predicted model, not a curated record
AUGACAGUGGUAGCAGCUGGGUCGAUCUUGUCUCCAAAUCCGGCAUGGGGACUUAUGAAUCCACAAGAGGCUGGUACAGCGUUGUUCAGCUGUGCUGCCACAAACUGGCCGCGCAAGACCAUCGGGGAGAUAAAUGUGCCUCAACAACCGUCCCCCGAUCUCGAGUCCAUCUUGGCAGAAGUUGACCGCUCAAAUAUCGAGGCAACCAUCUUGAAGCUCGUCUCUUUCGGCACGCGACACACGCUUUCAGUUCAGAACAGUACGACCCGGGGAAUAGGGGCAGCUCGAGACUGGAUCGCGUUUGAGUUCCAGCGCUAUGCCAACGCAAGCGAUGGACGACUGACCGUUGAGACUAUCGGGUACGAGCAGCCGUCCGAUGGCAACCGCAUUCUGUUUCCAGUGCGUAUCAGCGAUGUGGUAGCAACACUCCACGGCACAGAGACACCAGAGCGUCUAUAUGUCGUGUCGGGGCACUACGACAGCCGAGUGACAGACGUGCUAGACUACACAUCCUUUGCCCCUGGCGCCGACGACGACGCCUCCGGCGUGGCCAUCUCCCUCGAACUUGCACGCAUCAUGUCCCAGCCAAACUACCCCCGUCCGAAAGCCAGCAUCGCCUUCGCGGCCGUGGCAGGGGAGGAACAGGGCCUGUUUGGGUCCACGUACCUAGCGCAAACGUACGCCAACGCCACGCCUAAGGUCAACGUAGAGGGCAUGUUCACCAACGACAUCGUGGGCUCCUCCACCGCCGACGACGGCACCGCCGAUCCCUUCACCAUCCGCCUCUUCGCGCAGGGUCUCCCGCCCCUGACGGUCGAGAACUCCACGGCGCGAGAGAGGCGCCUUACCAUCGGAGGGGAAAACGACACCCCCGCUCGCAACCUGGCCCGGUUCGUCAAAGAAGUUGCCGACAACGACGCCACAGGGAUGAACGUCUCGGUUGUCUACCGGCUGGACCGCUACCUGCGUGGCGGCGAUCAUCGGCCAUUUCUUGAGGCGGGGUAUCCGGCGAACCGGUUCACGGAGCCGAAUGAGGAUUUUGCGCACCAGCACCAGGAUGUUCGGGUGGAAGAGGAGAGCGGGAAGCAGUAUGGUGACUUGCCUGAGUUCUGCGACUUUAAUUUCAUUGCCCGUGUCGCGAGGGUGAAUGGCGCGGCGCUGUGGAGUUUGGCGAAUUCGCCUGGCAUUCCGAGGAAUGUGAGGGUUAAUUCAACGGAGUUGAGUAAUGAUAGCAUCUUUUAUUGGGACCCGCCGGCGGCGGGGGAGGAAGGGGCUGGCGUGGGAGGUUAUGAGGUCGUUUGGAGGGCGACGGAUGCGCCGUUUUGGACGGACGUUAUGGAUGUUGGGUUGGUUAAUGAGAUCACGGUCGAUUUGAGUAAGGAUAAUGUUGUCUUUGGUAUUAGGGCUAAGAGUGCGGACGGGUCGAGGGGAGUGGCCGUUUUGCCGUUUCCGGUAUCGUGA